AAAGGCAAAGGAAGCCAUCGGGGACAGAAGACACUCCCAUUCUGACUUUCGAGAGCACAGUUCUGUGACACGCUUGCCCUGAGAUCAUGUCUCUUCGCCUUUCCAGCGGAUCCAGGAGGUCCUAUGGCCGCCCCAGCACAGGAUCGCUCAGGGGAGCCAGCUUUGGGGCUGGGAAUGCUUGUGGCGUAGCAGGCAUUGGAAGUGGCUUCUCCUGCGCCUUCGGGGGCAGCUCCACAGGAGGAAACACGGGAGCGGCCAACUCCUGUGCCGGCUUCACUGUGAAUGAGGGAGGUCUCCUGUCCGGCAAUGAGAAGGUCACCAUGCAGAACCUCAAUGACCGCCUGGCCUCCUACCUGGAGAACGUGCAAGCCCUGGAGGAGGCCAACGCUGACCUGGAGCAGAAGAUCAAGGACUGGUACGAAAAGUUUGGACCCGGGUCGUGCCGCGGUCUCGAUCACGAUUACAGUAGAUACUUCCCGAUCAUCGACGAUCUUAAAAACCAGAUCAUCACUUCCACCACCAGCAAUGCCAACGCUGUUCUGCAGAUUGACAAUGCCAGGCUGACAGCCGACGACUUCAGGCUCAAGUAUGAAAAUGAGCUGGCUCUCCACCAGAGCGUAGAGGCUGACGUCAAUGGGCUGCGCAGAGUUCUGGAUGAGAUCACCCUGUGCCGCACUGACCUAGAGAUUCAGUACGAAACCCUGAGUGAGGAGCUGACUUACCUCAAGAAGAACCACAAAGAGGAAAUGCAGGCUCUGCAGUGCGCAGCCGGAGGCAACGUGAACGUGGAGAUGAACGCAGCCCCCGGCGUGGACCUCACGGUCCUGCUGAACAACAUGCGAGCCGAAUACGAGGCUCUGGCUGAGCAGAACCGCAGGGACGCCGAGGCCUGGUUCCAGGAGAAGAGCGCUUCGCUGCAGCAGCAGAUCACCGAGGACGUGGGCGCCACCACCUCAGCCAGGAACGAGCUGACCGAAAUGAAGCGCACGCUGCAAACCCUGGAGAUUGAACUUCAGUCUCUCCUAGCCACGAAACACUCUCUGGAGUGCUCCCUGGCGGAAACCGAGGGCAACUACUGCUCGCAGCUGGCUCAGAUCCAGGCUCAGAUCAGCGCCCUGGAGGAGCAGCUGCACCAGGUGAGGACGGAGACCGAGGGCCAGAAGUUGGAAUAUGAGCAGCUGCUGAACGUCAAGGCGCACCUGGAGAAGGAAAUCGAGACCUACUGCCGCCUCAUAGACGGAGACGAGGGGGCUUGCAAGUCUUCGAGUUACAAGACUAAAGAUUACGGAUCUGGGAACGCCGGAAGUCAAAUCAAAGAUACAGCCAAAGCCAUAGUCGUUAAGAAAGUUCUAGAGGAGGUGGACCAGCGCAGCAAGAUAUUAACCACUAGGCUCCACUCCCUGGAAGAGAAACCUCAAAGCAAUUAACAAAGACCAUAAGCGAAAGAAGAAGAAGAAACGCCGCCGCCGAGAAGACA
Acomys russatus (golden spiny mouse) is the source of this 1477-nucleotide messenger RNA. It is a transcript of the gene Krt25, whose product is annotated as keratin 25. Gene Ontology annotation, biological process: intermediate filament organization; hair follicle morphogenesis. Gene Ontology annotation, molecular function: structural molecule activity. The record is from RefSeq and is a predicted model, not a curated record. NCBI's taxonomy places the organism in Eukaryota, Metazoa, Chordata, Mammalia, Rodentia, Muridae. Bases 87 to 1427 code for a protein of 446 amino acids. The transcript is spliced from 8 exons.